AUGGCGAAAUUUAGACACAAUAAUCUCAACAUAAAAUUCGUAACUGAACUCCUCUUCACCUCUACCCUACUCCAUCUACAACAACUCCUUAAAUUUACAAACCCUAGUCCAGUUGCGGUUCUAGUCAAAACAGGGGGGUUGCUUAUUGGUGCUGUUGUGAACAUGAGACCUGAUUUAUUUAAGGCUACUGUAGCUGGAGUACCAUUUGUAGAUGUUGUGACUACAAUGCUUGGUCCAACUAUUCCUCUUACAAUUGCAGAAUGGGAGGAAUGGGGUGAUCCUCGGAAAGAAGAGUUCUACUUUUACAUGAAAUCAUAUUCGCCAGUUGACAAUAAACAGUCGGUUGUUGGGACUCCUGACUAUCUGGCUCCUGAGAUACUUCUUGGCGCGAGACAUGGUGCAACCGCUGACUGGUGGUCUGUUGGUGUUAUUCUUUUUGAGCUACUUGUAGGGAUACCACCGUUUAAUGCAGAAUCUCCACAGCAAGUCUUUGCCAACAUUAUGAACAGAGAUACAACAUGGACCAAGAUUCCUGAGGAGAUGAGCUAUGAAGCAUAUGAUCUGAUUAAUAAGUUGCUGACUGAAAAUCCAGCUCAACGCCUUGGUGCCAUAGGGGCUGUACAGGUAGAGAUGCACCAUUUCUUUAAGAAUAUCCACUGGGACACACUUGCAAGGCAGAAGGCUACAUUCAUACCAUCUGCUGAGACUCUGGACACAAGUUAUUUCAUGAGCCGGCUGGGUGAUGAAUGUGGUAACCUGGAAGAAUUUGGUGCUUCAACUCUCAAUGUGAAUUACUCAUUCAAUAAUUUCUCAUUUAAGGUGAAUGCUCUGUUAUCUUAUUUAGAGAUCGAUAAUCAUGAGGGGUUGGUUAGGGAGCACAUGCAUGGUAGAUACGCAGAGCUGGAACAGUAUUGGGGGGAGUCGCAAGUCAUGGGGCCUGGGCCCCGUGCAGAUGGUUGGGCUGAUGAAUUUUCCCAAGAACAUGGUGGGGACCCGAAUGCUUGGGCUUUAUCCUUUGAGCAACAACAUGGAGCAAACGCAGAUGAUGUCUGUGGUCCGAAUGGCAGGUGCAAACAGGAAGUAGAUCCAUUUGAGAGAUUAACUGAUCAAGACAUCCGCACUACAAUCCACCAUGCAACUAGUCCUGGAUCCGCUUUAUUCGUGCAAGAGGUUUAA
Messenger RNA from Lactuca saligna, 1176 nucleotides. Lineage: Eukaryota; Viridiplantae; Streptophyta; Magnoliopsida; Asterales; Asteraceae. The record is from the annotation of a GenBank genome assembly.